AACGAAAACUUCUGUAGAUAUAAAAUUGGUUUUGAUUGAUUAACGAGGAUUAUUGUCUUUAUUAAUUUGGUCGCCUGAACUAAGUAAGACAUCAUGCGACAAUCUAAAGUGGGUAAAGCGAUCCAGCAGUAUUUCAGAAACACGACCCUGCACGGUUUCAAAUAUUUGAGCUCCGUACACUGUGUUGAUCGCGUGGUGUGGGUGGUGUGGUGCUGCGCGAGCGCGUGGUGCGCGGGCAGCCUGUGCGUGGUGCUGUGGCGGCGCUACCUGCAGGUGCCGGCGCUGCUCGUGCUCUGCGACGACGACGCGCGCACGCUCUCCUACUCGCGCCAGGGCGUGCCCACCGUGGCCGUCUGUCUACCUCCCGAUGUAGUCGCUAAAAUGUUCCUGCAUAAACUGUCAUCAAACACGACGCAAACAGAACAGAUACCCUCAUCAUUGGCGCGGGUUCUAGAUGGAAAAUCCACAUUAUCAGGUCAACUAGAAAUACUGGACGAUCUCCUGGCUUCAUGUAAUACGACUCUAGCUGAUAUGAUGAUGAGCCAUGCUCCCAAUUGUGAUGAGGAUAUGAUUAUCAAGUGCAGGUAUCAGAAGAGAAUGGUGCCGUGCCAACAACUGUUUGAGAAGAGACUCACAUAUUGGGGAGUGUGCUGUGUCAUGAGACCAGAUAAAUUACUCCCAAAGUUCAACACGGGUCUGGUGAGCAAGUCUCACACGAUGCAGUCCUUGGAAUUAGUGCUGCAGUGCAAGCGUGGCUUUUAUCCCACCGUUUGCCAGUUUCUAACGUAUUACAAAGGCGAGGAGUGGGUGCAGCCAAUUAUUCUGCACCCUAGGCACUACUACAUGGCGCACUUGGUGUUCACACUCAUACCUGAUGAGUCGACCAGCCUCGUGGAGACCGCCUGUUCACAUGACCCCAACUACUCGAGGACUCGUUGUAUUUUGCAUUGUGCAGAGAAAUCCUGUGGGUGUCGUGAUCCUCUGUAUAUCAAUCGAAACAGCGACACAGACUUGCCUGUUUGUUCCACCGCGAGACUCAUCUGCUUGAGGUCUUUUGAUCGUAUGCAACAUGAAAAAAUAUCCUGCAACUGUCUCCCGCCUUGUAGAAAGAUAACAACUACAACGGUACUAGAGUCGAGUAAAAUGAACCAGAUCAACAAUACUAUCGAUAAUUUAUUCUCUGGAAUCGAUGUAGCGCGUUCUCUAGUAAUGAACUUGAGAGUAAACCUACACCAUUCACAAGUAUUUCUAUUGAACCCUACUGAAACAUGGGUCACCUUACUAUCAUCCUUAGGAGGUGUAUUCAACAUGUUCCUGGGUGUCGGAUUGUUCAGCGCCUUAGAGUUGAUAUAUUUUCUUAUGAUAAAACUACCAGUGGCAAUAAGGAAGUCUUCUGAAGUCGAUCACACUAAUAAGUAUACUACGCCAGUUACUAUGCGGUAAAUUAUUGGAAACCAGCGCUAUAUUACUUAGCUUACGUUGAAUAUAAUAAUCAUGUAAUUUAAAGAAGCGUUAUAUUAUUUUUGAAAUAAAUAAAUGUUCUCAAGAUUA
Messenger RNA from Spodoptera frugiperda (fall armyworm), 1551 nucleotides. Its product is annotated as sodium channel protein Nach-like. Gene Ontology annotation, biological process: sodium ion transmembrane transport. The coding region runs from base 94 to 1443 and encodes 449 amino acids. The record is from RefSeq and is a predicted model, not a curated record. Gene Ontology annotation, molecular function: ligand-gated sodium channel activity. Gene Ontology annotation, cellular component: membrane. Lineage: Eukaryota; Metazoa; Arthropoda; Insecta; Lepidoptera; Noctuidae. The transcript has 9 exons.